Lachnellula hyalina is the source of this 1140-nucleotide messenger RNA. RefSeq lists its product as uncharacterized. The record is from RefSeq and is a predicted model, not a curated record. The transcript is spliced from 2 exons. Lineage: Eukaryota; Fungi; Ascomycota; Leotiomycetes; Helotiales; Lachnaceae. Bases 1 to 1140 code for a protein of 379 amino acids.
AUGCCUGCACGACACUUUCUACUGGUAGCGAUCGCAUUCUCGCUGCUGAACACGGCAUUUGCGCAAUAUGGAGCAAUGGACAUGCCUGCUGGGCUCGGUCCACGGCAGUAUCUAGGAGGACUGGAAGGGAGAGACGCUGGGCAAUGUGCUCAAGCUAAUUCGCACAAUUGCGUGGAAGUGAACCAAACCGACGCCUGCUGCCCGAACUCGCAAUACUGCAUCAUAAACACAACGGGCAGCGUUGGAUGUUGCGCCAUUGGAUCGAACUGCGGUAUCGAGUGCGGGUCAUCAGCUUAUAUAUGCACCACGACGGUCACGAAUAGCGGAACGGCGACGCCAACACAAGCGUGCUGUCCACGAAAGUGUACUGGUACGAGCCAGUUCCCGUGCGCUUCGUCGCUGGGCGGAGGAUGCUGUCCUUACGGGUGGAUGUGCCAGACCGGCGCGAACCAAUGUGUGUCUACCGCGGCACCUACCAGUGAUCCCGUUGUAAGUGUAAGUACAAUUCCCAGCGGAUGCUCAGCUGCGAACCAGUUUUCGUGCGCGAGUUCCCUGGGGGGAGGAUGUUGUGGCCUGGGACAGCAAUGUGUUACUUCUGGGACUGGGAAUUUCUGCUCUGCUACUGGGUCGGCGAUGCUUACGAGGACGGGCUCGGGCGGUUUGAUAGCUACUGCAGUGCCCAAGCCGUCUGAGGGUAAAGGGCUUUCUACUGGAGCAAAGGCAGGCAUUGGAGUUGGAGUCUCGCUUGGUGCUCUACUUAUCAUAUCAACUGUGAUGUGGUUCUUCCUGGUUCACCGACACCGCGCCAGACAGAGUGAGGGGGCUUUUGGUCCUCCUGCUAUGUCUCAAAGUUCCGGUGGAAUGAAUGGAGGGCCAGUAAGGAGGCCAUCUCCUGGUCGAGGUCAACCCUCGGAUUACUUUGGACCGGCUGCGGAAUCGGGUCCUUUCACCGAAGAUCAACACUCAGCCGCAAUGAGCCCCGGAUCUAAUAGGGGUGUACCGACAUUACCCCAAAGCCCGAACGAUAUAGCGGCUCCAGUUGAGAUUGAUUCGAGAAGUCAAUCUAACGUCACCACAUCUGGAGUCUUUAAUUACCAGAAAAAAGAAGGACCUUCAAAUCCUGCAAUAGAAUUGCCUUGA